Phialemonium atrogriseum is the source of this 1081-nucleotide messenger RNA. RefSeq lists its product as uncharacterized. The transcript is spliced from 3 exons. Lineage: Eukaryota; Fungi; Ascomycota; Sordariomycetes; Cephalothecales; Cephalothecaceae. The record is from RefSeq and is a predicted model, not a curated record. The coding region runs from base 491 to 964 and encodes 157 amino acids.
CUGGUCUUCUAGUGCUCCUACUCUAUGCGAGGUGCUGACAUGCUGCCCGCAUCCGGUGACAGAAUUGAAGACGGGGCAGCGCAAAGGGGAAGACAACCCACAGCUGAGGCUGUGUUGUACUGCAUAACCAACUAUUGACUUAUGUGGCCUACGGGACCGAUCGUAUGGCCGACAUCCGGUCGGGUUUCUUACGGAUAUACCACAGGUCGAAUACUAAUUCUGAGAUGCAUACUGCAACUCUAGGAGUAAGAGACCAAGCCACUCAGCAAAGGGGUGUGUUGAACUCGUACGAAUGCAUCAAGCAACAUUGGGUCAUCCAAAAGAAAGGAAUAUAGCACGACCGCAAUCGAGAGGCGUAAGCCUUCACAAGUAUAAAACGCGAGACCAGUCCCUCCUUUCACCGACUUCUGACCCAGCCAUCAUCAUCAACCUCGACUGAGAACAGACCAGCAUCACAGCAACCCAAAGCAACCAACCACCAACCAACAAAAUGAAGUCCAUCCUCGCCCUCACCCUCACCCUCCUCCUCCCUUCCACCCUCGCAGCCCCAACUCCAGACCCGGCGCCCCUCCCAGCAGGCUGGACGCCCAUGACCCGCGACGAGGUCCUCCGCCGCGUCAACACCUCCCCAUCGGACCCAGCCGAGGGACUCCUCAAGCGGACUCCCGGUAACGUCUACAUGUGCACCGGCUCCAACUGGACCAACACCUGCGGCGUCGUAACCUUCUCGCUUGACGGCACCUGCAAGACGCUUCCCGAGCCCUUCUUCAAGAGCGUCGGGUCCAUCGGGCCCGACGCCGGCGCCCUGUGCAGGCUGACGACAUCCUCGAGCACAGGCUGCACCCCCCACGGCGACCUGUUCCUGCAGCACCCGGGGUACGCGGACCUGUACAACCACGGCGGGACCGACUACGGACACUCUGCGCAGUUUAUGGAGUGCGUGACCUGCACCGCGUGUACUUAAUGGUAAACACUGUCGUGGACCGCCUUGCUGUUCGCAAGUUGACGAUGAAACGGAAUGAAGGGGAUUCCUCUUUGUUUAGUUUACAGUCUGGAAUCAAUAUAUCAACAUGCCUGCCGA